AUGGCCAUGCAGCGCAGCUUCGCGGCGCGCCCCGGCGACGUGGUUCUUGCGAGCGUUCCCAAGAGCGGCACCACGUGGCUCAAGGCCCUGAUAUUCGCCACGAUGGUCCGCGCCGCGUGCCCGCCGGCCAGCCCCGCCCACCCGCUCCGCCGCCUCAACCCACACGACUGCGUGCCCCUCGUGGACAGGCUCUUCGCCGUCGGCCGCGAGGCUGUGCUGGACGCGCUGCCGUCGCCGAGGCUCAUGUGCACGCACAUGCCGCUGUCGGUGCUGCCGCCGUCCAUCUCCGGAGGACCCUACUGCAAAAUCGUCUACAUUUGCAGGGAUCCAAAGGAUAUGGUGGUAUCAUUGUGGCACUUCAUCAAUCGUGCUCAACCUGACAUAUCACUCCAAGAGAUGUUCGAGACUGUCUGUGAAGGCACAAGUAACGGCGGACCUUUUUGGGAUCACAUCCUCGGAUACUGGAGGGCAAGCAAUGCAGAGCCAAGCAGAGUGCUUUUCCUUACCUACGAGCAGAUGCUUCAGGAUCCGCUGGACAAAGUCAGGAAGCUAGCCCAGUUCCUUGGGAGGCCAUUCUCUGACACAGAGGAGGAGGCCGGUGUCGUUGCAGAGAUUGUUGAGCUCUGCAGCUUGGAGAAUCUUAAAAAUUUAGAGGUGAACAAGAAAGGCUCCCAAGGAGUGUUCUUCAAGUUCUCGCAUGACUCCUAUUUCAGGAAUGGGGUGGUGGGAGACUGGGUGAACCACUUGACCCCUGAGAUGGCUAAACGUCUGGAUGCGAUAUGCGAGGAGAAGUUCCGUGGGUCGGGCUUCACUUUCUAG
This is a messenger RNA of Triticum turgidum subsp. durum (durum wheat), 819 nucleotides long. Lineage: Eukaryota; Viridiplantae; Streptophyta; Magnoliopsida; Poales; Poaceae. The record is from the annotation of a GenBank genome assembly.